Vigna umbellata (rice bean) is the source of this 303-nucleotide messenger RNA. Lineage: Eukaryota; Viridiplantae; Streptophyta; Magnoliopsida; Fabales; Fabaceae. The record is from RefSeq and is a predicted model, not a curated record.
AUGGUCGCAUUGUUCUCUCCUAUCUUCUCACCCAAAGGCUGGCUCUUAGAGGAGGAGCCAUUGGGCUAUAAUAAUAGCCAUAACCUCUUCUACAAAGAUGAUGCGUCUUCUGAGUACUCCUUUCCCUAUCACUUUUAUUCACCACAGACACAGAUUGAGCUUGAAGAAAGGUCUAUUGCACCAUCCUCUGACCCUGCCAUGGUCAAGAAACUUAGCCACAAUGCUAGCGAACGGGAUCGCCGCAAGAAGGUCAACAACUUGGUUUCUUCACUUCGCUCACUUCUUCCAAUGGCAGAUCAAACG